Morchella importuna is the source of this 330-nucleotide messenger RNA. RefSeq lists its product as uncharacterized. Bases 1 to 330 code for a protein of 109 amino acids. Gene Ontology annotation, biological process: mitochondrial electron transport, cytochrome c to oxygen. The record is from RefSeq and is a predicted model, not a curated record. The transcript has 5 exons. NCBI's taxonomy places the organism in Eukaryota, Fungi, Ascomycota, Pezizomycetes, Pezizales, Morchellaceae.
AUGAAGUCAGUCGAUCAAUCCUCUUUUCCCACCACCUUUUCUCGUCAGAACUGCUUACUGCAUACAUCUCCUCUCAACUAUCAAUCACUUCACAAAAUGAUUUCUAGAAUUGCUUUCCGCGCUGCCUCUCAGGCACCUCUGAUCGCCCGCCGCGGCCUGCACGCCACCCCAGCUCGUAUGGGGGGUUACCAUUACCCCGAGGGCCCUAGGAGCAACCUGCCCUUUAACCCACUGACCCGCUUUUUCUGGUUGAGAUACCUUUCGUACUGCGUUGUUGGCUUCGGGUUUCCCUUUGGAGUUGCUGUCUGGCAAACCACCAAGAACCAAUAG